AGUUUCUCUUCUCGGGUCAAAAGUCUUAGGUCAAAAAAGUAACUCUUUUUUGAUAUAUAGAUCAAAACCAUUUCUUGGUAAGAGAAAUUAUAUUAUCUUUGUACAAAGAUUUCAUCAAUGUCAUAGAUAUGGAGUCCAUUCUCGUGCUUCUUCUGAUCUUUGUGGCAGUUUCAGCAGCACCCUCUCCCUCUCCUUCUGCCACCAUUUCCCCUACCAACAAUUCGACAUGCCCAGUGGCAAUGAAUUAUGUGCAAACAGUCCCUUGGAACAUCUCUGCCUGCCAUAACUUCCAACCCUUGUCAUUCCAAAACCAAACACUCACAACCCCGUGUUGCCAAACUCUCCUAUCCCUCUUUGGCAUAGCACUUGCAAAAAACCUCAAAAAGCACUCUCUUUUCCAACUCCCCAACCUGCCCACCUCCAUAUCAUGCCUCCAAGACUUCCAAUCCAACCUCACAUCCCUCUCACUCCCCAACAACCUUGUCUCCUCAUGCUUUGAUCCACUCCAAUUUGUCAUCACCCCCAACAUAUGUGCUCACAUUCAAAACAUACAAGAUUGGCUCACCCUCCUUGGUCCCACACCACAGCUCAACACUGCAUGCAAACCAGAUCUCACUGACACUAACCAAUGCAACAUGUGUGUGGCAGAAGGGUACAAGGUUCAGCAGAAGCUCAGUGCCAUUGAUGGUAAUGAUUCACAUUCCCAAGAUUGUUUCUACUUCACAGCACUUUACAUGGCUGGAGUUGUCAAUGAGUUUGGCCCUGAAAGCAAAGGUGCUUUGUCUUGCAUUUUGAUUUUGCUGGUCAAUUCACAAGUUGAUUCAAAGAAUGGCCAUCAUGGUCUUGUAUUUGGUUUGAUUAUAGCUUCACUUGCAUUCCUGGUGAUCAUGUUGUUAGGAUUAGGGUUUUAUUUUUGGUACACCAAGAGAAAAAGUGUUGAAAAUUUGCUAGCCUAUGGUAAUCUACAGGAACAAGGGUUCAGCCUAAGACUGAGACCUAAUGCAGUGUUGACUUGGUUUGAAUUUGAGGACCUUGUGAGGGCCACCAACAAUUUUUCUCCUCAGAACUUCAUUGGAAGAGGUGGGUUUGGGUCGGUUUACAAGGGCAUUCUACCUGAUGGCACUACGGUUGCAGUGAAAAAGCUUGAAGAAUCUGAUUCUCAAGGAGAUGCUUUAUUCUACAGUGAGGUGGAGAUUGUUAGCAACUUGAAGCACCGUAAUUUAGUGCCACUGAGAGGGUGUUGUGUGGUUGAUGAAGUGGAUGAGAAUCACAUUCUUGAGUACAGAAGAAGGUAUCUUGUUCAUGAUUAUAUGCCAAAUGGUAGCCUUGAAGACCAUCUCUUUCCAACCAAAUUGGACAAUCAGAAUACAAAGAAAUCCCUGACUUGGCCUCAAAGAAAAAGCAUAAUCUUGGAUGUGGCAAAUGCAUUGGUGUAUUUGCACUUCGGAGUUAAACCUGCAGUUUAUCACAGAGAUAUCAAAGCCACCAAUAUACUACUUGAUGCAGAUAUGAGGGCAAGGGUUGGAGAUUUCGGGCUAGCAAAACGGAACAGUGAAAGUAGGUCUCAUCAAAAUACUAGAGUAGCCGGAACUCGUGGAUAUGUAGCACCUGAGUAUGCACUUUAUGGUCAACUAACUGAGAAGAGUGAUGUUUAUAGCUUUGGUGUAGUUAUUCUGGAGAUAAUGUGUGGAAGGAAAGCCCUUGAGGUGUCUUCAUCAGGGGCACCGAUUUUUUUGAUCACAGAUUGGGUUUGGUCAUUGAUGAAAUCGGGAAACUUAGGAGAGGCCUUGGAUACUUUUAUGUUGGGAGAUGGAAAGUCUGCUAGAAACAUAAUGGAGAGGUUUUUGCUGGUUGGAAUUCUUUCUUCUCAUGUAAUGGUUGCUUCAAGGCCAACAAUUUUGAAUGCUUUGAAGAUGCUAGAAGGUGAUAUUGAAGUGCCACCAAUUCCAGAUAGGCCAGUGACUCAUGGGCAUUAUGUGAUGUACAGUGGUGAUUGCUCUGGGAUGAGCUCAGGGUUUGUAAGCUCAUGAGAAGUUAAAUGUUUUAGAAUCUAUCCUUGAUGAGUUGGACAAGAUACCAAGAUAUGAAAUGCAAGAUACCAAGAUGUCACGUCCUUUGAAACAAGAGUGCACCUCUUGUUGGCAUGUCUUGCCCUGUGAGAUAUUUAUAACAGAUAUUUGCCUGAAGGAGAUUAAGAAAACAAACUUAUUGAAGAUUUUAGAUUUUAGAUAACUUAUUUUAUUUUUCCUUCAUAUUUUUCUUGAAAGUGUUUCUGGAGAAAUUUACUCAAACAAACCCAUAAUUUUUGUCAGAGUUUGGCUUUGAGGAUUAGAAGGAUUGCGGAAGUGCAAAAGGAGUCCAUGGCUGUUGAGAGUUAGUUAAUUCAAUUACUAGUGCAAUUUGUAAUGACUUGGUUUUUCUGUUGUAUAAAUAGCUUGUUGUCUUCAAUGAAUUAAUGAGUUUCUCUUUCACCAUUUAUCA
Messenger RNA from Cajanus cajan (pigeon pea), 2481 nucleotides. The record is from RefSeq and is a predicted model, not a curated record. Lineage: Eukaryota; Viridiplantae; Streptophyta; Magnoliopsida; Fabales; Fabaceae.